Molecule: messenger RNA, 3549 nt
Organism: Saccharomyces eubayanus
Lineage: Eukaryota; Fungi; Ascomycota; Saccharomycetes; Saccharomycetales; Saccharomycetaceae
Gene: YCS4
Product: condensin subunit YCS4
Exons: 1
Coding region: 1-3549 (1182 amino acids)
Biological process (GO): meiotic chromosome condensation; mitotic chromosome condensation; mitotic cell cycle
Cellular component (GO): condensed chromosome, centromeric region; nucleus
Molecular function (GO): histone binding
Source: RefSeq, a predicted model, not a curated record
AUGUCAGGCUUCAACUUAUCUGAGUAUCUGACCAAGUUUCAAACAACCGAUCGGGCCACAUACCCUCGUUUGGAAGAUCCAUCGAGAGAAUUAAAUGUCAUUAUAGACCAGUUGGCGGUUUCCCCCGAACAAAUAGAUGCCAACCAAGAGACGCUUGAAGCAUUAAUAGACCUCUGCCAUGACUUUCCACAUUUAUCGCCGAAAUUGCAAACUCAGUUAAGUUAUUUGGUGGGUUCAUCUCUGUCGAAUCUGUCCAAGGAAAUCAACGCUAAUUUGUCGUCCAAUAUUAAUUUCAAUGAGAUCAGCGAACUGAUACCGCAAUGGAAAAGGCAUUUGGAAGAAUACGGCUACCUUAUUCAAGUGCUUUUGACGUUUUUACAAGAUGAGUUACAUAAAGUCUCAUCACAGUCUACUAACUUAAAUCGUUCUACUAAAAAUGGUAAAAACGAUAGUGCAAAUGUUGAAGUAUUUAGAAGAGAUUGCAAUCAAUUGGAAAGUUUGCUUGAAUCUAUAAUAAAGCUCCUGGAAAUUAAUUUAUCUAAAAUUUUUCAAACGACACCUGAAAAGGAUCUGUUCCUCGGUUUGUUUACAAGGCCAUUGUUUGUAGUAUUGGAGAUCGAAUCAGUGACAAAACUAUCAUCUAUGAAAAUGUUUAUUCAAAAAAUUUUGGCAAUAUGUGUCAAAAAUCACGGUCAAAGUUCAAGCAUACAAGGUUCUUUAAUGACAAAUUUAACUUACUUUCUUCAUUUGUCGACUUUUAAUGCAGAAUUACUAAAAUUAUUGAAUGAUGAAUACAACUACCCACAGCUAACAGAGAAUAUUUUGAAAGAAAUCAGUACAAGGGUGUUUAACGCCAAGGAUACGACUGGGCCAAAGGCAAUAUCAAACUUUUUGAUCAAACUAUCAGAGUUAUCACCAGGAAUCAUGCUUCGACAAAUGAGCCUUGUAAUCACUCUGCUCAACAACAGCUCUAUAACAUUGAGAUGUUCCGUCGUGGAAGCCUGUGGGAACAUUGUAUCUGAACUGGCUCAAAAUGCUCAAAGCUUAGAGCAAUAUAAGCAACAAAUAUCCGUAUUGAUUGAAUUACUGGAAGAAAGAUUUCAGGAUUCAAACCCUUACGUUAGAACGAAGGCAAUACAAGGGUGCUCGAAAAUCUGUGACUUGAGUUCAAAAUUCAACAAGAGUAAAGCAAAGUUUACUGCCCUGGCAGUAAGAUCAUUACAGGACCGGUCCUCUUUGGUUCGUAGAAAUUCAGUAAAACUACUAUCCAAGUUACUGCUGAAGCAUCCAUUCAAAGCAAUACACGGUAGUCAGUUAAAGUUGAGUGAGUGGGAAGAAUAUCUCAAUGUAUCUGAGACACAAUUAAAAGUUUCUUUAGAGAAACUUGAAUCACAAGAAACUUUGGAUGAAGCAAUUGAAAGGUCCAUGAUUGAGGAUGAAGUGGAGGAGGGUGAAGAAGAACAUAGGACGGGACUAAAGGAAUCUUUCAACAAAGGACCAGAUCUUUCUAGAAUAGAAAUGGAGGUAGAGAAUAUAAAUGCAACAACAAAUGCGGAUGUAAUCAUGAAACUAAAACUAAUGGUUGUUUACUACAAAGAUGCCAUUUCCUUUAUUAAAGAAAUACACAAAAGUAUCGAACUAAUAUCUAAUCUACUGUUCUCCAAAAAUAGAAAUGAGGUAUUGGAAUCAAUGGACUUUUUGGUCCUAGCAGACGCGUAUGAUGUUGAGUUAAGCGAGUUUGGUAUAAAAAAAAUGCUGCAUUUGGUUUGGAUGAAAGGCACAAAUGACGAAGGAACAAGUAUAUCAGCGCACUUGAUAGAAUGUUACAAGCAGUUGUUUUUAACCGCACCAGAUGGUUGUGAUAUGCGAGAGAAGACCGCACAUAUUGCCAAAAAUUUGAUCAACUUGACCGUCGGCGCAUCGAUCGCAGACUUGGCUUCUUUGGAACAAUUAUUGGGAAUGAUGUACGAACAAAAAAUGAUAGACCAGAAUGUCAUUAAUAUCCUUUGGGCUAUUUACAAUUCAGCAUCAAAGACUAAUACAGAAUUGGAAAAAACCGUGAACAACAGUGAGCCAGAUAACACCAAUGCUGAAAGGAGGUUUUCUAAUGAGCAGAUCCAUGGUUCUAUUAUUAUUUUAGGAAUGCUAUCGCUGGCAGAUAACGAAAUCGCGUUAAAGGGGUUAGAGUCAUUACUGAACAUUGGGCUCGGCAGUGUUGGUAUCAAAGAUUUGACACUCUGUCGGUAUUCUUGUUUAACAUUGGAGAGGAUGGUCCCAAAGAAAAGUACUAUUAUCACCAAGGCAAUAAACCAAGAGCAUGAAGAUGUUGCGGUCAAAAAGCUGUAUGCUAUGAUUAUCAAUUAUACUAGAGAUAAUGAAUAUUAUCCUAUGUGUGAACAAGCGCUUAGCGCAUUGUUUACAAUCUCCUCUAAGCCCGAUAUAUUAGCUACGGAUCUGAUAAGGGAAAAGACUAUGAUGACGUUUGGUAAGCCUGAAGGAGAUGAUUCUAUUCUGUCAUUUGAACAAUCCUCUAGAGUGGUAUCCCUCAGUCAAUUGCUGUUCGUUGUUGGACAAGUAGCGAUCAAAACGCUUGUUUAUUUGGAAAAGUGUGAAGCAGAAUUCAAGAAAAGAAAGAUUGAAGCAGAAACUCGGAAAGGUAAGGGCAAAAAUCAAGAUGGUGAUAUGACCAAUACUACGCAGGAUAAUGGUGACGACAAAGAACUAGAAAUGAUUGGAGGUACUAAUGAAGACGAUUUCACAGAUGCAAUUCAAUUUGUAAAGGAGAAUGAACUAUUAUUUGGAGACAAAUCUAUCCUGGGAAAAUUUUGCCCCAUUGUGGAAGAGAUUGUUUCUAAUUCAAGUAGGUUUGGUGAUCCGAUGUUACAAAGAACGGCAACCUUAUGUUUAGAAAAACUAAUGUGCUUGUCUUCGCAGUAUUGUGAAAAAAGGCUACCGCUAUUAAUUACUGUAAUGGAAAAAUCGCCUGAUCCUACUAUUCGCUCAAACGCUGUCUUGGGGCUAGGUGAUAUGGCAGUAUGCUUCAACAAUCUGGUAGAUGAGAAUACGGAUUAUUUGUACCGUCGUUUACAUGAUGAAAAUUUGAUGGUGCAAAGGACAUGUUUAAUGACCGUUACAUUUUUGAUUUUAGCUGGUCAAGUUAAAGUGAAGGGACAAUUAGGAGAAAUGGCCAAAUGUUUAGACAACCCAGAUCAAGGUAUAAGCGAUAUGUGUAGAUUAUUUUUCACCGAAUUAGCUUCUAAGGACAACGCCAUCUAUAAUGGGUUCAUUGAUAUUUUUAGUAGUUUAUCGUCCGAUAAUUUAUUGGGGAAAGAAAGCUUUAAGAAGAUCGUGAAGUUUUUGCUAACAUUCAUUGAUAAAGAAAGACACCAAAAGCAACUUAAUGAGAAGCUAGUUGGAAGGUUGAAGAAAUGUGAAACGCAAAAGCAAUGGGAUGACAUUGCAUUCGUGUUAAAUAAUCUACCAUAUAAAAACGAAACUGUCACUGCAGUAUUGGAGGAAGGUUUCAAAGUGGUUUCUGCAAGGGAAUAA